Messenger RNA from Cantharellus anzutake, 1662 nucleotides. RefSeq lists its product as uncharacterized. Gene Ontology annotation, molecular function: protein-macromolecule adaptor activity; ubiquitin protein ligase binding. The coding region runs from base 1 to 1662 and encodes 553 amino acids. Gene Ontology annotation, biological process: ubiquitin-dependent endocytosis. The transcript is spliced from 6 exons. NCBI's taxonomy places the organism in Eukaryota, Fungi, Basidiomycota, Agaricomycetes, Cantharellales, Hydnaceae. The record is from RefSeq and is a predicted model, not a curated record. Gene Ontology annotation, cellular component: cytosol; cytoplasm.
AUGCGCGUGGUUGUCCGCGCCGGGGAGCCAAUAGUGUUUACUCGAAAGACAAGAGCAACUUCAACUCCAAUUCUCAUUCGAGGUCUUCUAGAACUAGAGGUUUCUGAGCCUACACCUAUCACUUCCAUUUCCGCCAGCUUGAUUUGCAAAUGGAGAGUCGAAUGGCCAGGCGGCAUACCUCCGACGUUCAACAAGUUCCACGAGGAGAAAGCAGUAGUAUCAUCUCAAGAUUUGCUUCUCUCCGAUAAAGUACAAGCCCUUCAGCAGAAGAGCAGUGUCGAAGGUCGCAGGUCCAGAUCCGGUGUGUUGCCCAGCCGGCAGGACCGAGGUACUGUUGUGUCUCGGCUGUUCAAAGGCUGGGCACGAUCGGCUUCGGCUUUGCCCGUUCACGACAAUAACAAUUCCAAUGCAACUAGCACUCUCAUCCCCCCAGGGAAGUUCAAAUGCCCAUUCGGAUUUGCCCUACCUCAUGACACUGCGCCAACUAUUCGAGUUGCCGGCCGGGCGCGAUGUAGCUUUCAGUUGAAAGUCGAGAUUCGUCGCCCUGGGCUGUUCAUACCAACGGCAACGGCGUCUUGUCCUCUACAGAUUGUCCUUCUCCCAGAAGUCGAUACAUUGUUGACGAAUGAAUCCGGCGAAGGCGAGCUGUUGGAAUACAACUGGAAAGAUCAUCUAAGGCUUAAUCUAUGUGUGGGCAAUCGCCACUUCAUGAUUGGAGGAUAUAUGCCGCUUUAUAUAUUCUUGAUUCCCCUGAGACAGCUUGCUAUACAUCAAAUAUUAGUUGUCCUGGAAGAAAUAGGUGAAUCCCUAAGGAGACGUAUUGUACCGGUUUCUAAUCCUACCAAAUCAAUUACAGUGUUAUUCCAAACCCAGGACGGCACCGUGCAAGAUCGCGAGAAAGCCACGCACACCCUGUUCACCUUGAGGCAAAAGAACAGGCAUAUACCACUUCUGCCUAUCCCACCCUCUUCUUCCGAUGAGACAUUAAAUACUCUGCGCAAAUACUCUGACCCCAAAGGUGCUAACGCUCACCACCCAGUCGAUCACAAACUCUCAGAUCAGCUCAAGUCACCGAAUGGACCAUGGGAUCUCAAAUACUCCGUUCCUAUCCCUGGUCCGUCGUCGUCGCUUCGCUUCAGCUUUGAUCACCGCCCCCACUUCGUCUUCCAAAUCGAGCAUCGUCUCCGAAUUAGCAUCACAGUCGGCACUUCAAAUGUGGACGUGACUGACCCUGCAUAUUCUUCAUCUGCAGGCUUGAACGAUAUAGAACAUAUUCUUCCGGUACAAAUUUUGUCGGUCAGCCUAUUUAGUCAAUGCGGCCCCGAAUGGACGAAACUCCCAUCCUAUAUUGAAGUAUCGAAUCCCAACACAACCGACCCCUAUGAUUUCAUAUUGAAUAUGAAGAAGGCAACCUCAACCCUUAGGUCUGAUGAGGAAUUCGGAACUUCAUCAGCUGCGGCCACGUCCGGACCCUCUCCCAACGAAUGGGAUAUUACGCUUCGACGUGAUGCCUCUCCCUCUCAUGGCAGAAUUCGGCGAAGUUUACCACCAGGAAACGGAGGAUCACCAAAUCAAACAUUCGAAGCAUUGAGGACUUUCACUGCAUUAGUAGGAGGACGUCAAAGUGUCGACGGGCGAUCAGCACCAAGGUACGACGGGUGA